GUCGCGUCAAGUAAAAAGAACGCUGACGGUUAAGCUGCGCAUUGGCGAUUUAUCGGUCUAUUUGGUGUUAUGAGGUGGUAUAAGAAUAACAAAUAGGUAGUUGAGAAGCCACGAUUCGCGAGCCUAGUUCAAAAAUAAAAUAAUCGGCACAUAGCUUACGUGCAAAACUCGAUCCAUGCGCAAACACACCCCAUCACUUUCAUCCAGCGUUCUUUUUACGUGACGCGUACUCUACCGGGUACGUCAGACGCGUGGCAAGCAGCCUAUGCGCUUACGUGGGCCAAGCACAUGCUUGCAAGCAUGCCAAUCAGUACAAACAUGGGUGACGAUAAAAUUAAAAACCAAAACUCAAUCUACAAAAUCAAUAAAAAGAAAAUUAAAUAUGAUAAGGAAUUAUAGUUCUAUUUUUUAACAUACACAAAUGUUUGUAAGCAAGUUAAGAAUUGAUUUUAUAUAUUUUUUAAUUUUGGUUUUCAACAGUUAUGACAUUCAAUGUUUACAAAAUGACCACUCCCAUGAAAAUUACGAAUCUCUUCUCAAUUCACUAAUAAAUCUGAACGAAGAACGAAUGAAAAAUAUAAACAGAAUGAUUCGAUUGAAUGAUAAUAAUUUUAACGGAUUUUUGAGGACCCUGUUGCAAGAUCAACCGCAAGAUUAUACAAUUGUUGUUGUUAAAGACAUAGACAAACACAAUUCCAAGGAAGAUAAAAAGCAAGCAGAUGAACUCCAACAAAAUCUGGUGAUACCAGACAGAGCAUUAAGAUUUGGUGACAGUUCGGAUUCCGAUUCCGAUUUCUCUAUUUUCCCCAAGGACAAGGAGCCUAAAGUAUACAGUGAUAACGAUACUAUACCGAUUCCUAGAGCUCGAAGGAGAUGUAUAUUUGCGUGUAAAAACGCGUAUAGGCGUGUAUGUCGAAAAUUUAAAUACGAAUGUUCAUCGAGAAUGCGGCGGUACUUCAAGGCGGAAUGUGACGAUGCGUGCGAAAAAAGGUUCUAG
Molecule: messenger RNA, 997 nt
Organism: Colias croceus (clouded yellow)
Lineage: Eukaryota; Metazoa; Arthropoda; Insecta; Lepidoptera; Pieridae
Exons: 3
Coding region: 422-997 (191 amino acids)
Source: RefSeq, a predicted model, not a curated record